Molecule: messenger RNA, 2857 nt
Organism: Triticum urartu
Lineage: Eukaryota; Viridiplantae; Streptophyta; Magnoliopsida; Poales; Poaceae
Product: Pentatricopeptide repeat (PPR-like) superfamily protein
Molecular function (GO): protein binding
Source: RefSeq, a predicted model, not a curated record
UGCCCGGGUUGGGCUCCCAGCCCCACGGCCCAAAUCUGACUCCACCUACAUCCUGCAGGGCCCGUUCGUAACCCCUGCGCCCAUCCCCACCCACUCCUCUUCCUCGCCCGCCGUAUCGUAAGCCGCCGGCCGCCGGCCGCCGAAGAUGGCGCGCCUCCUCGCCGUCCGGGGCAUCUCCUCGUCGCCGCACCUCGCGUGGAGGGUAAAGCAAACAGAGAAUGAGAUUGUCCAGAUGUUCCAGCCCCCGGUUCGUCAGAGUGAGGAGGCAGUAGCAACCACUGGACCAAGGUACACGCAUUCCAUACGAGUCAUGGAUGAGAGAUUCAUUAGGAUCCUGAAGAUAUUCAAGUGGGGCCCUGAUGCUGAGAAGGCGUUGGAGGUAUUAAUGAUGAAAGUUGAUCACUGGUUGGUAAGAGAGGUUAUGAAAACCGAUGUCGGGGUCAGUGUGAAGAUGCAAUUUUUCAGAUGGGCAGCAAGGAAGAGGAAUUACGAACACGACACAUCCACUUACAUGGCAUUGAUACGUUGUUUAGAGGUAGUAGAGCAGUAUGGUGAAAUGUGGAAAAUGAUCCAAGAAAUGGUACGGAAUCCUGUAUGUGUUGUCACGCCGAUGGAGCUAUCAGACAUCAUCCGGAUGCUGGGGAAUGCCAAGAUGAUCAGUAAGGCAGUUGCAAUCUUUUACCAAAUCAAGGCACGAAAGUGUCAACCCACUGCUCAGGCAUAUAAUAGCAUGAUAAUCAUGUUAAUGCAUGAGGGGGAGUAUGAGAAAGUGCAUGAACUUUACAAUGAGAUGAGCAACGAGGGCCAAUGCUUCCCAGACACCGUGACUUACAGUGCACUCAUUUCUGCUUUCUGCAAACUUGGUCGCCAGGAUUCAGCAAUUUGGUUGUUGAAUGAGAUGAAGGACAAUGGAAUGCAGCCAACUGCUAAGAUAUAUACCAUGCUAAUGGCUUUGCUCUUUAAAUUGGACAAUGUUCAUGGAGCAUUGAGUUUGUUUGAAGAGAUGAGGCAUCAGUACUGCCGGCCAGAUGUGUUUACUUACACUGAAUUAAUCAGGGGACUUGGUAAAGCUGGGAGAUUUGAUGAAGCAUAUAACUUCUUCUAUGAAAUGCGACGAGAAGGCUGCAGGCCAGACACAGUUCUUAUUAACAAUAUGAUAAAUUUCUUGGGUAAGGCUGGUCGUUUGGAUGAUGCUAUGAAGUUGUUUGAGGAGAUGAAGACAUUAAGGUGUAUUCCUAGCGUGGUGACCUACAACACUAUAAUUAAAGCACUUUUUGAAUCUAAAUCUCGUAUUUCUGAGAUUUCAUCAUGGUUCGAGAGAAUGAAGGAAAGUGGAAUCUCCCCUAGUCCAUUCACCUACUCAAUCUUGAUUGAUGGAUUCUGCAAAACCAACAGGACGGAGAAGGCUAUGAUGCUGCUGGAGGAGAUGGAUGAAAAGGGCUUCCCUCCAUGUCCAGCAGCAUAUUGCAGCCUGAUUGAUGCUCUUGGAAAAGCCAAACGGUAUGAUCUUGCACACGAGCUAUUUCAGGAACUAAAAGAAAAUUGUGGCUCCUCUAGUGCUCGAGUGUAUGCGGUGAUGAUAAAACACUUAGGGAAGGCUGGGCGGCUUGAUGAUGCUGUAGAUCUGUUUGAAGAGAUGAACAGACUUGGUUGCACUCCUAAUGUUUAUGCUUACAACGCCCUCAUGUCUGGAUUGGCAAGAGCAGGCAUGCUUGAUGAAGCCCUUACUACAAUGAGAAGAAUGCAAGACCAUGGGUGUAUUCCUGAUAUCAAUUCAUACAAUAUUAUCCUGAAUGCACUGGCAAAAACAGGAGGUCCUGAUCGUGCAAUGGGGAUGCUUUCUAAUAUGAAACAGUCUGCAAUAAAACCAGAUGCUGUGUCAUAUAAUACUGUUCUUGGUGCCUUGAGUCACGCAGGCAUGUUUGAGGAGGCAGCUAAAUUGAUGAAAGAGAUGAAUGCGUUAGGAUUUGACUAUGAUCUUAUUACAUAUUCAUCUAUACUUGAGGCGAUUGGAAAGGUUGAUCAAGAGUGAACUGAAAAUGUUUUUGUGCAGCACUGCAACUGUUCGAUAUAAAAAGCUUCCUUUUGUGCCACUCAAGUAAACUGUUACUUGGUAAAAUCAUGGAGGACAGCAGCUAGUCAAACGUAGAAGAAUCACUUUCAUCCAUUAAGAUGCGAGGGCUGUUGCUGAAAAGUUGAGACCAUUUGUGAAAAGUUAACUGCUGUAUGUUGAGAGUUUUUUCUUCAGCAAUCACCAGUGGAGUGCGCAUGCUACAGUUCCUGAAGUUAUGGCUUCCAAAAUUGGCAUAGCCGGCAAACGUGCCUAAUCUUUCCAGCUACUGUGUGCACAGGGGCUUACCUGUGGGCUGCCAUUGUUUCAUUGCUAAGUGUUUGAAGCCUUCCGAAACCAGUAAAGAACCGGCAAUGCCAUAAAAACAUGGUAGGCCAAGUCCAGAAUCGAGAUAUGUCUUUGGCGUCUGUUAAAUUUGUGUUACUAUAGAAGCUUCCAUGGCGUUUGUAAGAAAUGGUGUUACUAUAAAAGCUACUGUGGUCUUUGCUAUCAGCUAGGGUUUCAAAUCAACAAGGUUACUGCAAAAAAUGGUGUUACUAUGCGCUUGUUGCUCAUGCGGAUUGAAUACCUGCCCAUAACAAGGCUCACGGUGCAUGCGGCAGCAAGGCUGAUGCUUUUGCUGGGCAUCUGGAAACCUAUCCUUUUGGGGGUUUUCGUUUCUGCAACAGGAUGUUAUAUCGUGAGACUCUGUGUUUUAUUCCGUUAUUUUUUUAUAGUGGAACCCUAUCCAUUUUGGAUCGAAUGUAAAACAUAAUAACAAGGCUCACCGAGGAGCAUUGUUGGCUA